Molecule: messenger RNA, 1924 nt
Organism: Solea solea (common sole)
Lineage: Eukaryota; Metazoa; Chordata; Actinopteri; Pleuronectiformes; Soleidae
Product: collagen and calcium-binding EGF domain-containing protein 1-like
Exons: 12
Coding region: 136-1296 (386 amino acids)
Molecular function (GO): calcium ion binding
Source: RefSeq, a predicted model, not a curated record
UCCUUUGCGUGCGCAAAAUGCGCAUUGGGAACGUGGUCUCCACUUGAUGUAGUGGCUGAUCCGUGGUCCGCUGGAGGCUCUCCUGCGUGCAGACUCGUAAACGGAAGAUCAUCUCUCUCGGUGCGCAGAGGGGACAUGGGUCAGCUUUACGGUGCGACUCUUUUACCAUUUGGCGCUAUCUGUGUGGUUUUCCUGUGGGAAUCUGGUGCCAGCUCUAUCAGGACGACGCUUGCAGUGGACACCUCGAGAGCUGAGUGUCCAGAGAGUAAGAUCCUGACCGUGGAGUAUCCCUGUGUCCGAGCAGGAGGCAAGAACAGCACUUGUUUCAGGAGAAAAUGCUGUGAGGGGUUCCGGUUUGUGAUGGGCCAGUGUAUUCCUGAAAGUGUAGACGUGUGCGCUGCGUCACCGUGUGAGCAGCAGUGCACCGAUAACUUCGGGAGAGUCGUCUGCACGUGUUACCCCGGUUACCGCUUUGACAGAGAAAGACACCGCAGCCACAAAUCUCCUUACUGUCUAGACAUCGAUGAGUGUGCGCUGUCGGGCAGCAGUGACUGCGAUCACGAGUGUGUGAACACAGUGGGGAGCUUCCUGUGUCGCUGUCGCAGCGGCUACGUGCUCGCACCAGACCAACGCUCCUGCAUCCCCGUACACAACUUGAGUUCCUCUGGAAAGUCCGACACCUCGAUGAGCGCCGGCACUUGCUCGUUCACCUGUCAAGAUUUUAUGAACAUGAAAAACAGUUUGCUGCAGCUCAAGCUGAGGCUGGGAAACACACAGUCGCCAAACCAGGUACCUGGUCUGGCUAACAGCAGUGACAAACCAUCCCUGGGGAGGACAGGAAAAAGUCCCGAUAGCCCUUGUCUUCCUGGUUUGCCGGGCCCUUCAGGAGCUCCUGGGGUCCCUGGACACCCAGGGCAACCUGGAAAGAAAGGAGACCCAGGAGAGAGAGGUCUGUCUGGUCCACGGGGAGACAUGGGACCCAUGGGUCCAGAACCUGACAUGAAGCAUAUCAAAAGAGGCCGCAGGGGGCCAGUGGGACCACCUGGAGCAGCAGGAAGAGAUGGAAUAAAGGGUGACAGAGGAACUCCAGGUCCCAGAGGACCACCUGGACCUCCCGGCUCCUUUGACUUCCUCCUUCUAAUGAUGGCCGACAUCCGCAAUGACAUCAUUGAGCUGCAGGAGAAGGUGUUUGGGGAGCGGCGGGGUAUCUCUCUGGACAGUCCGCCUCAGUCCAGCGGGGAAGUGGAUUUUGUGGAGUGGGGCUCUGGCCAAGGCGAUGUAAUGACCAAUACCUGACCUCUGACCUCCCGUUCCAGUGACAGACACUGACAUACAGCCAAACAGUCCCUGAACUUGACUCUUUUCUUUAGAGUGCCAUCAUGUAAAUAAUCCUUCGAAAAACCAGAGCUGGGAUGAACUGGACAAGUAGCCUCAUUUUAGACUGUGCCAAACUGCUGAGCACUGUCUCGCUACCAUUGAUAUGCUGUGGUGUGAGGGAGGGACGUGCGUGCAGGACACAGAGUGAGAAAGACACAGUGUGAGCCUUCAUGUCUGAGCCUCUGAGCUCAACCACUUCAAACGAUGGACUUUAUCGUCUACAUCUCUUCCUGGUCCUAAAUCUGUUCAUGGAAGCUCUGCAGUCGCUGACAGUUUGCCUGCGGGGCAUCGGCAUGAAAACCCAGGACCUGCACUGUGAGCCUCCCGUGCACCUGACUGCCAUAUCCAACCUUCAAGUCUGAGCUUCUUUCUUUUUUUACCUUGGGACUUAAACAUAAACAUAGUCACCUCAUUCAAGAGUACAGGAAAUCCCAGUGUUGCACUGUUGGACUAAAACAGUAAUGGCUGAUGCUGGUGCUGUUCAAAACUGUCCCAUUAAACAACACUAAUUCACGUAUAAUGAAACAGUACGUGCAGCAAAAUGUUU